AUGGCGGAUUCCUUCACCCUUAGUAGCCCUACUUCGGGAUUAGUUCUCCUAGAAAUUGAGCUCUCUACCAUCUUGAUAUUCUUAACAGGGACGUUAGUGGCAGGAAAGGGGAAAUGCUACUAUAAAAUAUUCGCGCUUGCUGGCUCGUCAUAUUGUUAUCCAUUGUUCUCGGGUGAUCGAGUUAGGCGGCGUUAUGUUAGCUAA
Molecule: messenger RNA, 204 nt
Organism: Blumeria graminis f. sp. triticale
Lineage: Eukaryota; Fungi; Ascomycota; Leotiomycetes; Helotiales; Erysiphaceae
Source: the annotation of a GenBank genome assembly